Messenger RNA from Ilex paraguariensis (yerba mate), 315 nucleotides. NCBI's taxonomy places the organism in Eukaryota, Viridiplantae, Streptophyta, Magnoliopsida, Aquifoliales, Aquifoliaceae. The record is from the annotation of a GenBank genome assembly.
AUGAGCAAAGGCAGGACACUAGACAGAGGUAGGACACCAGGCGUCAGCAAAAGGGAGCUGGGCGACACCUUGGGCGCAGACGACAAUGCCGAAGUGAGCACGGACGACGCCAACGGCGGGUUUGGUGGCUCUAGUGGUGUGGACGGUGCUAGCGAUACGUUGGGUGCUGGUCCUCACGGCUGGUUUGGCGCUGGUCCUUGCGACAUGCUAGGUGAAGGAGCAAGAGGUCCAGGUGUUGAGAAAACAAAUAUAGGCAUUGAGGCACUAUUUGGGAGAGUGGUUGGUGGAGUGCCUGAGCUGGUAAGGGCAGUAUGA